This is a messenger RNA of Trifolium pratense (red clover), 672 nucleotides long. RefSeq lists its product as uncharacterized. The transcript is spliced from 3 exons. The coding region runs from base 80 to 598 and encodes 172 amino acids. NCBI's taxonomy places the organism in Eukaryota, Viridiplantae, Streptophyta, Magnoliopsida, Fabales, Fabaceae. The record is from RefSeq and is a predicted model, not a curated record. Gene Ontology annotation, biological process: chloroplast organization; positive regulation of DNA-templated transcription.
UAUAUAUAUAACACAAUACAAUUAGCAGAAUUCAAAUUCAUUCAAGAAAUCAAGGUGGUGAUUGCUCAAAGAAGCAUAAAUGGGUCUUGGGACUUUGCCAUUGACUCCACCUUAUUGUACAAGUUUCUCUUCAAAGUCAGGACUUGUACAUAAAAAUACCUAUAAUUGCAAUAGAAGCAAAACAUUCAUAGUUUCAGCCAAACAAGAGAAGAAGAAGGAAGAAGAUAAGGAUAAACAAUCUUUCUUUACCAGUGUAACUGAUGCUCUUGAUUUUGCUCAACCGAGAUCCGUAGAAGAUGCUCGCCUUAUACAAGAUGCUAGAGAAGCCACACAAUCUGGAGAAAAGAUGAGCAGAGAACAGUAUGGAGCUCUUAGAAGGAAAAUUGGUGGAACAUACAAGGACUUUUUCAAAUCUUAUGUUGAAGUGGAUGGAGCAUAUGUUGAAGAGGGUUGGGUAGACAAAACAUGCAAGGUGUGUAAAAAGGACACCAAGGGUGAAGCAAGGCAAGUGGACAAGCUUGGAAGAUAUGUUCAUGUAGCAUGUCUUGAAGAGAAGACCAAAACUGGAAACUUCUUUACAAGACUCUUCUCAUUAUGAUCAUAGAUGUUUUGUUAUUAUACAAUCAAUACAAGAAUUAAUGAAAAAUGAUUAUAGUUUCCUCUUUGGUCAAA